This is a messenger RNA of Myotis brandtii (Brandt's bat), 1986 nucleotides long. RefSeq names its product insulin-like growth factor 2 mRNA-binding protein 2. Gene Ontology annotation, biological process: nervous system development; regulation of gene expression. NCBI's taxonomy places the organism in Eukaryota, Metazoa, Chordata, Mammalia, Chiroptera, Vespertilionidae. Gene Ontology annotation, cellular component: cytoplasm; cytosol; nucleus. The record is from RefSeq and is a predicted model, not a curated record. Gene Ontology annotation, molecular function: mRNA 3'-UTR binding. The transcript is spliced from 2 exons.
AGGAGGAGGAGGAGAGACGAGGGUAGCGGAGGAGGCGAGGAGUGCCGGGUACCGGGCCGGGGGAGCCGCGGGCUCUCGGGGAAGACACGGAUGAUGAACAAGCUUUACAUCGGGAACCUGAGCCCCGCCGUCACCGCCGACGACCUCCGGCAGCUCUUCGGGGACAGGAAGCUGCCCCUGGCGGGACAGGUCCUGCUGAAGUCUGGCUACGCCUUCGUGGACUACCCGGACCAAAACUGGGCCAUCCGCGCCAUCGAGACCCUCUCGGGUAAAGUGGAAUUGCAUGGGAAAAUCAUGAAAGUUGAUUACUCAGUCUCUAAAAAGCUCAGGAGCAGAAAAAUUCAGAUUAGAACUAUCCCUCCUCACCUGCAGUGGGAGGUCUUGGAUGGACUUUUGGCUCAGUAUGGGACAGUGGAGAAUCUCGAACAAGUCAACACAGACACAGAAACUGCGGUUGUCAACGUCACAUAUUCAACAAGAGAAGAAGCAAAAACAGCCAUUGAGAAGCUGAGCGGGCAUCAGUUUGAGAACUAUUCCUUCAAGAUUUCCUACAUUCCGGAUGAAGAGGUGAGCUCCCCUUCGCCCCCUCAGCGAGCCCAGCGUGGGGACCACUCUUCCAGGGAGCAAGGCCACGCCCCUGGGGGCUCUUCUCAGGCCAGACAGAUUGAUUUCCCGCUUCGGAUCCUGGUCCCCACCCAGUUUGUUGGUGCCAUCAUCGGAAAGGAGGGCUUGACCAUAAAGAACAUCACUAAGCAGACCCAGUCCCGGGUAGACAUCCAUAGGAAGGAAAACUCUGGGGCCGCGGAGAAGCCCGUCACCAUCCAUGCCACCCCAGAGGGGACUUCGGAAUCGUGCUGCAUGAUUCUUGAAAUCAUGCAUAAGGAGGCUGAUGAGACCAAAAUUUUGAAUAUAUCAUCCCACUCCCUCCUGGCCUGCAACAUUUCUACCAAGAAAUCCACCGAUAAUAUGGAAACUCUGAGAACUGAAGAGAUUCCUCUGAAAAUCUUGGCCCACAAUCGCUUGGUUGGAAGACUUAUCGGAAAAGAAAGCAGAAAUUUGAAGAAAAUUGAACAUGAAACUGGGACCAAGAUAACAAUUUCAUCCUUGCAGGAUUUGAGCAUAUACAACCCUGAAAGAACCAUCACUGUGAAGGGCACAGUCGAGGCCUGUGCCAGUGCUGAGAUGGAGAUUAUGAAGAAGCUACGUGAGGCCUUUGAAAAUGACAUGCUGGCUGUAAAUCAACAAGCCAACCUGAUCCUGAGGUUGAACCUCAGCGCACUUGGCAUCUUUUCAACAGGAUUAUCUGUGCUUCCUCCACCCGCAGGGCCCUGAGGACCUCCCCCUGCUCCCCCCUACCACCCGUUCUCUACCCACUCCGGAUACUUCUCCAGCUUGUACCCCCCUCACCAGUUCAGCCCGUUCCCGCAUCAUCUCUUCAUCCCUAUCCAGGCCCUCGGGGCAAUCAUCGGGAAGAAGGGCGCGCACAAGCAGCUGGCUCAGUUUGCGGACGCCUCCAUCAAGAUUGCCCCAGCGGAAGGCCCAGACGUCAGUGAAAGGAUGGUCAUCAUCACCCGACAGCCAGAAGCCCACUUCAAGGCUCAGGGGCGGAUCUUUGGGAAACUGAAAGAAGAAAACUUCUUUAACCCCAAAGAGGAGGUGAAGUUGGAAGCCCACAUCAGAGUGCCCUCUUCCACCGCUGGCCGGGUGAUCGGCAAGGGCGGCAAAACCGUGAAUGAACUGCAGAACCUAACCAGCGCAGAAGUCAUCGUGCCUCGCGACCAAACGCCCGAUAAAAACGAGGAAGUGAUCGUCAGAAUUAUUGGACAUUUCUUUGCGAGCCAGACCGCACAGCGCAAGCACGGGAAUCUCGUACAACAGGUGAAGCAGCAGGAGCAGAAAUACCCUCAGGUAUUUCACAGCGCUGCAAGUGAGGCUCCCACAGGCACCAGCAAAACAACGGAUGAAUGUAGCCCUUCCAACACCUGA